AUGUCAUCCUCAUCAUUCUCAUCUCCCGAAAUAACGCCCGCAAUGGGACCAGACAUUCGUCCCGAUUUCUCGUACAAGAACUCGACACACGACGAGGUCCUAGAGGACCUUUCAAGCCGCUUCAUUCUCAAUCUUCCGGACGAGGAGCUUGCGUCACUAGAACGGAUAUCUUUCCAGGUGGAACAAGCUCACUGGUUCUAUGAAGAUUUCAUACGAGAGCAGAACUCGAAGCUACCUUCUCUGACGCUCAAGAAGUUUUCCGCCAUGCUCUUCAAAGCAUGCCCCCUCCUUCACCAGUGGAGUCACGACCAUGAACAAGCCUUCAACACAUUCAUGCAAUACAAGACGCGGGUGCCCGUAUGUGGGGCCAUCAUGCUAAAUGAAACUUGGGAGAAGUGUGUAUUGGUGAAAGGCUGGAAGGCCUCAUCGGGAUGGGGUUUUCCUAAGGGAAAAAUCAAUGAAUCUGAACCCCAGACAACAUGUGCGAUUCGAGAGGUGUUAGAGGAGACUGGCUAUAACUUGGCCGGUCAAGUAAAUCCCGACGACGUGGUAGAAAUGACAAUCAAGGAGCAAAAGAUUGCGAUGUACAUUACGAAAACACGGAAGGAGAUCAGUAGGAUCGAUUGGUUCAAACUUUCGGACCUACCAACAUGGAGGCGAAAUAAUGCAUCUCCGGGGAAAUUCUAUCUUAUUUCACCAUUCAUUGGGUAUGCCUCGCUGUCCUUUCUCUUGCUAGCUUGA
Desarmillaria tabescens is the source of this 741-nucleotide messenger RNA. RefSeq names its product Dcp2, box A domain-containing protein. Lineage: Eukaryota; Fungi; Basidiomycota; Agaricomycetes; Agaricales; Physalacriaceae. The record is from RefSeq and is a predicted model, not a curated record. Gene Ontology annotation, biological process: deadenylation-dependent decapping of nuclear-transcribed mRNA; nuclear-transcribed mRNA catabolic process, nonsense-mediated decay. The coding region runs from base 1 to 741 and encodes 246 amino acids. Gene Ontology annotation, molecular function: RNA binding; manganese ion binding; 5'-(N(7)-methylguanosine 5'-triphospho)-[mRNA] hydrolase activity. Gene Ontology annotation, cellular component: cytoplasm; P-body. The transcript has 7 exons.